Porites lobata is the source of this 4787-nucleotide messenger RNA. The record is from the annotation of a GenBank genome assembly. Lineage: Eukaryota; Metazoa; Cnidaria; Anthozoa; Scleractinia; Poritidae.
AACAAGUGGUUUGAAGGAAUAAUUGGAAUUAUUACCUGCAAGUUGUUGAGGGCCAGUCCCUUUAUUCUUCCUGUUUUCUCUGUUUGGAUCCUUGUUGCCAUUGCUGUUGACCGGUUUUUUGCCGUUACUCGACCUUUCCAAUUUUCUCCUUUAUCUCGACAUUUCAAGAAAACAGUUGUUUUUCUAUGGGUUUGGUCAGCUGUGUCUGGGGCUAAUGUCCUCGCCCUAAUCGGCUUAAGAAAGGAAAAAACUUAUGAUUUUUGCGAAACAGGUGAUAAAGUAUAUUACGGGUGGAGAGAAUUCUCCCUCACUAGUCUUGUCCUGAACGUCGUUGUCCCUCUCGUUGCAAUCAUUAUUCUAUACACAAUUAUUUGCCUUAAACUAUGGGCACGCAAAGUUCCAGGAGAAGGAGCAAAUCAGAAUGAGCGGCAAGUAGAGGCCAUUAAAACAGCAAAAAAAGUUACCCGGAUGAUGAUUGCUGUGGUGGUUUUGUAUAAGCUGUGCUGGCUUCCAUACUUUAUCAUAAUGUUAAUGACCUUAAUUAAAGGGGAGUCUCAUUCAAUGAUCACGAGUGACCCUCCUACAGGAAAUAUUUAUUUAUAUUUGUUCAUCCUUUGGUCAACAAUUGCUUACAGUGCAGUUAAUCCAUUUGUGUAUCUCACUUUCAAUCAGAAGUUUCGCAAUGGGUUUAAACAUUUAUAUAAAAAUUUCUUAACCAAACCUCGAGGUAUUCUUCCCUUUCGAUCCCAAAAUGUAGAGUUGGAACAAAUAUGAAUCGUUUCAAAUUGUAAUACUGGACACGGACGAUAGCAUAAUUAAAAAAGGCAAACAUUAUUUUGUUGGGUAUAUAAAUUAGAGGAGCCUUUCUGGUUAUGAAAGUCAGCAGAAGUUAAUGAUGACCCUAUGUCACGGCGGGGGAACUCUCAUAUGAAAGGGACGGGGAUGCUCGUCGUCUCGCUUAGGGGUGUAAUUUCAGAUUUUGGUCUCGCUUCGGGUGUUCUGGGCUAAACACCGUUAUAUUUUAGAUUGCACUCGAAGAAAUAUUAAAAAAUUAUACAUUUUCAAUUCUUUUUAUUUACUAGAUUCAUGUAAUUAAAGUUUAAAAUGAUCGCUCAGUUAGGGGUCAAAAAAGGUUGGGCCACGCCCAGAUUGGUCUCCUUUAGGGGUUGCAUUCCAAAUUUCGACGAGCAUCCCCGCCCCUUUCAUAUGGGAUUCCACCCCCGGGCCCUAUGUAAGGGAAUCCAAGACAAUCUUGGACUCUGGAUUUUGCGUCAAUGAUUCUGGAUUAAAGGUUUUGUAUUCAGGAUUCUUUGUAAGUGGAACUUGGAUUCCUGAUUACUUAAGCUGUAUUCCGGAUUCCAAAGCCCUGGAGCGGGAUCUCGUACUCCCCCACAAGCAAAAAUUUUCCCGGCUUCCGGCGGAACCCGGAUUCUCUUACAUGGGGCUAUAAAUGAUGUUAGUAAACAGGUCAACAACUGUAUUUGCUGCAGUUUAUGUUUUGAGCUCCCUAAUGACAAGUGCAAAAUCUUUCGUUUUUGUCUCACAAAUUGAUAUAACAGAUUUUAAUCUAAUAUAGUCGUGGUAACCCGUCCAAAUGAGUUUUCUUGUAUAAUUCUCUUGUUGUCUUCUACGGCUGAUUUUCAAGCAAUUAUUUUGAUAUUUCAGUUAAUUCCAAUAUUGACCUACCCUUCCCCUAAGGCAACAUUUUGUCCUAAGUGAGAACUAAAUGUUAGUGUUGGCUUAGGGGAGGAGUAGGUAGGCAGUUUCGCAGAAGCGCAUAGUGAUCCGUAAGCUGUUGGUAUUGCUAAAUAGUGAUAUGUAAAUACUUAAGUUUUUUUAACAAUAUUUGUUGUGAAGAGUUAUCUGAAAAUAUUUCGAGACUGCUCUAGCUAAAUGUGAAAAGCGUCGACUUGGAAAUUAUCAUGAUUUUUAUAUAAGGUACGGCAGAUUUCAUUCUUGUUACUGCUAAAUAAACUCUCGUUAUCGAAUCAAAGUUACCUUAAAUUUAAGAAAAGAGGGUAUUUAUUUAACCUGCGAUCCUUUUUUUUUAAUUACAAAUUGAACAUAUAUAAUACUGCGUGCUGUUGUUUUUGAAAACAGAAAAGCCUACCUUUUUCAGCCUUUUUCUUUCCCUCUAAUUAAUAUAUCACCGCAGGCAUGCUGUUUCAAAGAGACCUUUUAAGGAUAAAAAAGACUGCACGUUUUAAUUAAGAUACUGAUAUUGGACAAACAGCAAGGCACACUCAGACUUAACUUAAUUCAAUUUUUGCCCUUAUAUUUAAUUAAAACUGACUGAUUUUCUCAGGUUUCUCCUGAUAUAGGAAAUGGUCAUGCAGAGGCAUUGUCAAGUAAUGGCCACUACAGUCAAUACAGUAGUAUGAACCCCGCUAAGACCUUUAUCUUGGGAGAUAAAAGAACAAAAAAUCCAUGCAAAAACAAAAACAAAAAUGUCAUUGUUUUGUACAGUUGAGCAGAAAAGUUUUCGGCUGAAAAGGAUCAGAAGAACCUGCUGUUUCUAGCCUGCCAAAGCACGACCCGAUAUGAGACCAAUUUUCAACAGCAGCCUCGAUUUUCAGCCACAAGGUACUAAAUGUCCAAUUCUCACCAAGUAAAAGAUCUCUCGCAAAAUUGGGAGAUAAAUAUGGGCUACGAGGAGUUUACUUUAUAAUUACAUUUUCCCCUACUCAAUUGUAGACUAAGGAAAGCAUGCAAUAGCAUUAUCUAAUUUCUAGGCAUGCACCCACUUAAAGGAAGUUUUAUAAAUGUUGGUUAUAAACAAUUUGUAGUAAACGAUCAAGUGCGAGAAAGAUCAUUUGGCAAUUUUAUUUCGUAACAAAGCUAUCUUUCUCUCUUUGUGAACUGGUAGCACUCACCAGAAAAAAGCUAUUUUAAUUAAAAAGUAGUGUUUACUUCAUCAGUUCAGAGUUUAAUAAAUAUGAAAGCAUCUUAGUUUUGAAUGAGUUGGUAGUUAACUGACAGCUGUAAAGCAAACUCCUUUGACUGAAAUCCUGCAACCAUCACAGUAGCAAAAAAUAAAAUAUUUAUAAGGUACUACAUUCUACAUAUUCUAUUACCAGAGAAGAGGCACGGGUGUGGGCUACCUACGGUUUAAGUUAUAUAGGUAUAUGCUGAAUUAAUUAAGGAGUAGUUUUUGAGCUGUUUUGGUCUGACAAAGGUUUUGGAUUUCGCCCAUUAUGAUCUGAAAUAGGUAUGGUUCUUAAGGAAACAUAUGAAUGUAUGUGUCUUUACAGCUCAGCAAGACCUUGGUCGCCCAAUACAAAACGUUUUAAUUUAUAAGGGGGCAUAUUCUGCGCACCGCUGUACCUCACUGGUCUAGAACGUGGAGUACUUGCUAACUGAAAUAUGCUUUUGGAAUUUCUGAAAAUUAUAGGGUUUUUUAUACAUUGUAGUCAACAUCUGUCUUCUCAUUGGCUAAAAGCCUACAGUUAAUUCUGGGAAACAGCGCAACCUACAGAUUAUUUCACUAAUCUGUACCUACAGAUUAGUGAAUAAUCUGUAGGUUGCGCGCGCAAUGCGUGAUUUCCAAGAGCAAUGUCAAGUGCACGGACAGCAAUGUCAAGUUCACGGACAGCGAAGUAAGAAUGGCUUCUCGAUUCGCUUCAUCGACCCAGCAAGAAAUUGAGAAAUUACUUGAAGAUAAAGUAUAAUAAAACAAUUAUUAGAUUCGGUCUUUGUGAUAUCCGGAAUAAUCAAGGUCUCGGUUAGUGUUAUCAGCCUUAGCCUUCGGCUGAUAACACUUACCUCGACCUUGAUUUUUCCGGAUAUCACAAAAACCUCAUCCAAUAAUUGUUUAUAGUCAGUUUGUUGAUCACGUGACCAACAGUGCGUUGAACGCAAACUGGUCGAGAAGCAACUGAAGCCAAGGCCUGUUACACAUUUCCUGGCUGCUAGUGAGGUUCCUCUACUAGAAAUCAUUUUUAGGUACCCUUUAAUUCAUCGCCCUUUAGCGACUCUAUGCACUGCACAAUUGAGAAAAGAUCAUAAGGUCUUCUACAUGAUAACCAGCGUAUAACGCAGAUUCUAAUGGGUUACAUUUAUCUCAGCUGGCCUAACAAAGAAUUGUUUUGCUUAUAUGUUCAGAUAACAUGUCAACAACAGAUCAACAGUUACUUAGGCAGCUAUUGGCAAGUCGUUCCCUCAUUACAUUUUUGGUUUCAUUAUUUGGUAAUUCAGCGAUCAUUCAUAUUGUACGAAAAGACAAUUCUAUGAAGACCACAACGAAUUAUUUGAUUGUAAACCAAGCGUGUGCAGAUAUCCUGGUAACAACGACUGAGUCAUUGAAUGAUAUUACAUACUACUUCGAGGACAGGUAGUUUGAAGGAAUACUUGGAAUUAUUACUUGCAAGUUGUUGAGGGCCAGUCCCUUUAUUCUUUCUGCUUUCUCUGUUUGGAUCCUUGUUGCCAUUGCUGUUGACCGGUUUUUUGCCGUUACUCGACCUUUUCAAGUUUCUCCUUUAUCUCGACAUUUCAAGAAAACAGUGGUGUUUCUCUGGGUUUGGUCAGCUGUGUCUGCGGCUAAUAUCCUCGCCCUAAUCGGCUUAGUAAAGGAAAAAACUUCUGAUUUUUGCGAAACGGUUGAGAAAGUGUAUUACUGGUGGAGAGAAUUCUUCCUCACUAGUCUUGUCCUGAACGUCGUUGUCCCUCUCGUUGCAGUCAUUAUUCUAUACACAAUAAUUUGCCUUAAACUAUGGGCACGUAAAGUUCCAGGAGAAGGAGCCAAUCGGAAUGAGCGGCAAGUAGAGGCCAUAAAAACAGCAAAAAAAGUU